Messenger RNA from Chaetomium fimeti, 1905 nucleotides. RefSeq lists its product as uncharacterized. The transcript is spliced from 2 exons. Gene Ontology annotation, molecular function: calcium ion binding; calcium-dependent phospholipid binding. NCBI's taxonomy places the organism in Eukaryota, Fungi, Ascomycota, Sordariomycetes, Sordariales, Chaetomiaceae. Gene Ontology annotation, cellular component: cytoplasm. Bases 202 to 1785 code for a protein of 527 amino acids. The record is from RefSeq and is a predicted model, not a curated record.
GCCAAAAACUCGGGUGAAUUGAGGCCACAAUCUCACCAAGGAGGCCUCUACUUCCCACGACAAACAAUAAUUUGCAGCAUAAAAUCGGCAUAGGCUGUGGAAUUCUUGUCCACAUCCACCAUCCAAAUACCCGUGUUCCGUAAUUCGGGUCAUCUAUCCACGAGCCUUUGCAUUUCAUUGCACAACACUGCAAGUUUCACAAUGAGCUCGCAGCCACCUUAUUACGGUCAACCCCCGCCGCCGCAAGGCUACGGUGCCCCGCCUCCGGGUGGGCCCCCCAACCCGAAUGCCGCCUAUCAACAAUACCCACCUCCCGGACCUCCGCCGCCGGGCCAAGCACCGGGCCAAGCGCCGGGCCAGCCUCCGUACCAGCAGCCGUACUAUGGCUACCAGCCUGCACCCGUAAGCCCGCAACCCGGCGGCCAGUACCAGCCUCCCCCGCCCGGCGGCCAGCCAGGCCAGUACCAAAACCAGCAGUAUCCCCCGAAUCCGCAGUACGGACAACCUCCUCCUCCUCAGGGCGCCCCGUAUGGCCAGCAGCCUCCUCAGGGUGCUCCGUAUGGCCAGCAUCCUCCUCAGGGCGCUCCGUAUGGGCAACCCCCGCCUUCAAACGCGCCAUAUGGGCAACAGCCUCCUCCCCCCGGCCAGUACGGCGCGCAGCCUCCAUACGGUCAACAGCAAACCGGCUAUGCCCCUCCACCGCCCCAGGGUUAUCCCCCGCAGGGACAACAGCAGUGGCAGCAGCCUCCCCCGGGACACCCUCCGCAUGGCACCCCCGGAUAUGGCGGGCCACCCGUUCAACCAACGCCGGCAUCCCAAGGCUACGACAUGGCACAGAAAGCCUGGGCCCAACCGGUCAACACUGCUACCGACGCCGAGGACUUGCGCCGCGCCAUGAAGGGCAUGGGCUGCGACGAGAAGGCGCUGAUCCGAGUCCUCACUAGCCCGCAGUACGCCAAUCCCUGGGCGUUGCAGCAGCUUGUGCGAGACUACAACAGCCGCUUCAUCCGUAACCUCACCGAAGACAUCACGAGCGAAACCCGCAGCGACCUCGAGACGGCGCUGCUGGCCCUCUUGCGCGGGCCCCUCGGGCACGACGUGUUCCUCCUCGACAAGGCGCUCAACCGCAUGGGCACGGACGAGGACACGCUCAUGGACGUGCUGCUGAACCGGAGCAACGCCGACAUGCGCGCCAUCGUGGCCGAGUACAAGCGCACGACGCACCGCGAGCUGCUCACGGACAUCAAGGAGGACGUGGACGACGCGCUGUUCCGGCUGUGCAGCAUGCUGUUGGCGGGGACGCGGGCCGAGGACGCGGCGCCCGUGCUGGCGCACGAGAUCGACGCCAAGGUCACGGAGCUGCAGCGCGCGACCGAGGGCAUGAUCGGGGCCAACGCCGUCUCCGUGGCCCAGAUCUUUGCGAGCAGCAACUCGGCCCAAAUCGCCGCCCUCGCCGACGCCUACAUGCGCAAGUACCACCGCCGCCUGGAGGACGUCAUCGAGAAGGAGUUCCGCGGCGACAUGGAGGACGCCCUGCUGCGCAUGCUGCUAGCCGGCCAGAACCGCGCGAUGGCCGACGCCCUGCGCCUGCGCGCGGCACUCAUGAAGAGGAAGGAUAAGUUGUUCAUUAACCGGAUGAUCAGCCUGUACUGGGACUUCCCGCGGCUGGCGGCAGCGAAGGAGGCGUAUAGGAAGAAGUACGGGUCGGCUUUGGCCAAGGAUGUUCGGGAUGUGUUCAAGGGGGAUCAUGAGGCCGUCCUACUAGCAUUGCUCCGGGAGAAAUAGUGGUCGAUGGUAAAUAGGUAGGUACCUAGCUAUUACGGUUGUCGCGUCUGGUGUUGUGGGCGUCAAGAAACUCUUCGUUCUUCAGUGCCUCGGCUCCUUUUGCGAAGUGGUGAGUUGAUU